Messenger RNA from Amoebophrya sp. A25, 744 nucleotides. The record is from the annotation of a GenBank genome assembly. Lineage: Eukaryota; Dinophyceae; Syndiniales; Amoebophryaceae.
GCGCCGGUUGGACCGACGAAGACAUAGAAGGAGAGGACUUCAUCAGCACAGAUGGUAACGAGCAAGAAGCCGACUCCUGCAGGGUUCUCGAAACUGAUUGUCAUCCUCUCGAUUCGUCACACCCAUACGUAGACGAGGAUGCAUAUGAAGCGCAAAGGAGCCACGAAGACGGGUGUGGUGAAGAUUAUCAUGGAGAUGAACACAUUGAAUUUAUUAACGGGACGAGCAGCUUUCUUAGUGAUGACGAAGUGGACAGUGUUGAUCAUAAUGUUGACGUCCUUGAGGAAUUCGGUCGGAGAGAAGGAGCUCCUCGUCCCCAACGUGACACUGCAACGGAUCAUGACGGCCAUUCGUGUGAGGCUUGCCGCUAUGUAGAGUCUGUUUCUAGAAGUCCACCAAAUGCAGAAGGCGCUAGCGCUGAAUCUUCUCCGUCAAGUGGAGUUUUUGUGAGACGCGCCGCACUUAAAAGCCAUGCACUUCUUCGUACACACGAAGAAUCUCAGAUAAAGACAGUCGAAAAGAGAGGAACGACAAAACGAAACACGACCAUGAGGAGCCAGCAAAUGGAACAGAGACACAUAUCAUCGGGAGCAGAAGCUAAAGGUGGAACAAGAUCGACAGCGAGAAGCGCGCGCGUAUCCUUGCAUGCUGAAAAUAUAACUUCGAGGAGAGCAAAUAUGAGAAGAUCGCAUCCACCGAAGAAAGUCUCAGUUUGUGUCGGACCAAGCUUCGACAUUCCAAGAG